UUAAAUAUUGUUAUUUAUUAAAAUUGCAUUAGUAUUCGCAACUUGUUAGAAUUCAACGUAAUAAAGUUUCUCGAAUAGAUAAAAAAAAUACUCAAGCCGGUGAUUUCCGUACAAUCGAAAGAAUUAAGAGACAAUCAGAGAUUAAAUAAUUUAUUUUAAUGGAAAAAUCUAAUUUUGCAUAAAAAAUUGAAAAAAAUCAACAUUAAUCAUCAGAAAGUUAGAGAUAAAUAAAAAUAAAAAAUUUAAACGAGCAAACGAUGAUCAAUUAGACAGCCAAGAUAGGUGCUGUCUACUCAGUUGUUUCCUUCCUUAUCAUGGGAUCAGUUGGUUAUUUGAUUAAGCUCACAAUCGGCAUGUUGGUUUUCUCGAGUGAGACAUUCCAAACAAAGGGUUUGCUGUACCCGCGAGAAUCAGAAACGAGAGAUGUCAAGUCGUUGGAUGGCAUGUGGCAAUUUGCCAAGUCAAGAACAGAUGAUCCCGCACAAGGAUACAAAGGAAAAUGGUGGUCUAAUGAUCUUUCGAAGUUCACAGAAACAAUUCAAAUGCCCGUGCCAUCAAGUUACAACGACAUCACAGAAGAUGCCGCAUUACGAGAUCACGUUGGUGUCGUUUGGUACGAUCGUAAAUUCUUCGUGCCCCAAUCCUACUCGAAACAGCGUGUCUGGAUACGAUUCGGGAGCGUUCAUUACCUGGCAGUUGUCUGGAUCAAUGGCAAUCAAGUAGUUAAACACGAAAUUGGACAUUUGCCAUUUGAGGCAGAAAUUACGUCGUUCGUCAAGUACGGAAAGGAAAAUCGUGUUACUGUGUUGUGCGACAAUGUUUUGCUGCAGGAUACAAUUCCGCAGGGAAAAGUGACCAACAUGCCGACAGAUAACGGCACGGAACGCAUCCAAUCGUACACGUUCGAUUUCUUCAACUAUGCCGGCAUCCAUCGGUCCGUCAUGCUGUUUACAACGCCCAAAAUUGCCAUUCAUAAUGUCGAUAUCAGCACAGAUGUUGUCGAAAAUACAGGUUUUAUCUCGUAUAAUUUGGAAGUUACGCCAGAUGCGGAAAAUAUCACAAACGACUUGGAAUUAGAUGUCAUCGUUUACGACAAAGACGGAGAAAUGAGCGGCAAAGACAGUCAAAAGAUAGAUUUGACGGGAAUUGUGGAAAUUCCGAAUGUUAAGCGAUGGUGGCCUUAUUUGAUGGAUCCUGAACCGGGAUAUUUGUACACAGUUGAGUUUACGUUGAAGCAGGAAGGAAGACCGAUUGAUGUUUAUAGAACGAAAGUUGGAUUGAGAACGCUUCGAUGGAAUAAUACAACUUUUUUGAUUAAUGAUAGGCCCGUUUAUUUGAGAGGAUUUGGCAAACAUGAGGAUUCAGAUAUUCGCGGCAAAGGAUUAGACUACGCCUUACUCACCAAAGACUUCAAUCUCUUGAAAUGGAUUGGCGCCAAUUGUUACCGUACCUCGCAUUACCCUUACUCUGAGGAAUCCAUGCAAUUUGCUGACGAACAUGGCAUUAUGAUAAUUGACGAAUGCCCAAGUGUUGACACAGACGAUUAUUCGAGCAUUUUAUUAACAAAACACAAAUCUUCCGUUGAACAAUUAAUUCAUCGGGACAAACAUCAUGCGAGUGUCAUAAUGUGGUCCAUCGCAAACGAACCAAGAACCGGAAAACUCGCCGCCGGAAAUUAUUUCAAAGAUGUUGCUGCGUAUGCCCGUUCGCUAGAUCCAACGAGACCUGUAACUGCUGCCAUUGCUGUUGGGUAUGGACAAGAUCAAGCGGCUCAACACAUGGAUAUUUUGAUGUUUAAUCGUUACAACGCUUGGUACUCGAACACGGGUCGUCUUGAUAUGGUCACGAAAAAUGUCAUUGACGAAGCCACAGCAUGGCAUAAUAUGCACAAUAAGCCUGUGUUAAUGUCCGAAUAUGGCGCCGACACUGUCGAAGGUCUUCACAUCCUUCCGGCGUACGUUUGGUCCGAAGAAUUCCAAGAACAGCUCUUCGCGAAACAUUUCAUCGCCUUUGAUCGCCUGCGAAAAGCCGGAUUUUUCAUCGGAGAAUUCGUGUGGAAUUUCGCCGACUUCAAAACGGCCCAAACUUAUACGCGUGUCGGAGGCAACAAAAAAGGCGUUUUUACGCGAAGUCGACAACCGAAAGCUGCGGCGUAUAUUUUGCGGAAACGUUACCACGGACUGUCGCAAGAGUUGGAAGGAACUGUGCCGCCCAAAGAUUUAGACAACUACAUUCACAAAAGUAUUAACGAACUGUAG
Messenger RNA from Culicoides brevitarsis, 2258 nucleotides. RefSeq names its product beta-glucuronidase. The coding region runs from base 315 to 2258 and encodes 647 amino acids. Gene Ontology annotation, biological process: glucuronoside catabolic process; carbohydrate metabolic process. The transcript is spliced from 10 exons. The record is from RefSeq and is a predicted model, not a curated record. NCBI's taxonomy places the organism in Eukaryota, Metazoa, Arthropoda, Insecta, Diptera, Ceratopogonidae. Gene Ontology annotation, molecular function: carbohydrate binding; beta-glucuronidase activity.